Messenger RNA from Aureobasidium uvarum, 1140 nucleotides. NCBI's taxonomy places the organism in Eukaryota, Fungi, Ascomycota, Dothideomycetes, Dothideales, Saccotheciaceae. The record is from the annotation of a GenBank genome assembly.
AUGCUCUCCAAGAACCUCAUCUCCAUCCUGGCUCUGACCUCCGCCGUCUCCGCCUCUCCCGCUCUUCGUCGUCAAGCUUCGAGCACCGACAACUGUGCUCAAUGCUCUGCCGAUGACGCAGCUUGCAAAGGCGCCUGUUAUGCAGCAUACAACACUUGCAGAACUACCCGCGGUCCCGAUGGCCUCUCCGCCAACCAGGCCCAGUGUGUCUCUGAAUACGCCUCGUGCCUCGGCGAGAACCCUGUUGCCUCUACUGGAGGUCUGAUCUCGAGCUUCAUUCCUUACAGCGCUACUGCCUCUUCAUCCGCAGCUGCUGCGACCACAUACGCCUGCAACCCCGCUCACUCUUACCCUGGCGGCCAGCAAUGUAUCUCUACCAACGGAGCCUUGACUCUUGUCACAUCUGCCAGCACAAAGCCUUCCUCGACCACCGCUGCUGCCGCUGCCACUUCGUCCGCUGCCGACAACUGCAAGACCAAGGACAACAAGUGCCGCACCACUCGCAUGAAGGAUGGAUCUUCUGCCAACCAGGCCCAGUGCUCUGCCGAGAACGCUCAGUGCCAGGGCGACUGCUACGCAGCUCUUGGCAAAUGCCAGACCACCCGCGGCCCUGACGGUCUUUCUGCCAACCAGGCCCAGUGUGUCUCCGAGUAUGCCUCUUGCCUUGGUGAAAACCCAGUCGCCUCCACCGGCGGCCUGAUCUCCUCGUUUAUCCCCUACAGCGCCACUGCUUCCACCAUGGCCACCUCGACCGCCAAGGCCUCCUCUGCCGCCGUCUCUGCCGCCGCCCCCGGCUCCAACCCCAAGAAGGUCAACGGCGCCACCUGGACUUUGAACAACGUGAUUCGCUACUGCGGCGACAACAGCAACACCUGCGACUACAACUUUGACAUUGUGGCCAACGGCAAGACCGAGCACUGCACCAUCGUCAACGCCAGCAACAAGUCCUUCAACGGCGAGAAGUGUGCCAACGGCGAUUACACUGUCAGCUGGGGAUACGUCGCCAACCCUGCUCCUGCCUUUGCUGUCAUCACUGUUGUUGAUGCCAAGAACGAGUUGGCUUGGUUCGGUGCCAGCAAUGUCGACAGCCAGCGCACUUGGGGUAACCUUGGUCCUGAGCAGGUUUACACUUACAACUAA